This is a messenger RNA of Dreissena polymorpha, 4486 nucleotides long. RefSeq lists its product as uncharacterized. NCBI's taxonomy places the organism in Eukaryota, Metazoa, Mollusca, Bivalvia, Myida, Dreissenidae. The record is from RefSeq and is a predicted model, not a curated record. Gene Ontology annotation, biological process: DNA integration. Bases 114 to 1433 code for a protein of 439 amino acids. Gene Ontology annotation, molecular function: nucleic acid binding. The transcript has 4 exons.
GAGCUAAAGAAAUUAUUUUAUCAUGCGGUAGAAUUGUACUUGGUGAUCAAAGUAGGAAUGUUUUGGACGACUCUCUCCUUACCCUUAAUUCGUUGUUGCUGAAUGUUAGGAGAAUGUGCACCGAACAUCCGAGGAUGGAAGAACUUGCUAACAUCAUUGUCCGUAUGAUUGAAUCCAUAGAGCAACAUAAGAAUUCCUCGUUUCCAUCGGUCAGGUUCUUUUCUGCCAAUCAACAGAGGACAAGAGGUCGUCCUGUGUAUGUAAUUUCUCGAGAACAGCUGGAAUUCUUCAUUGAAGCUGGCUUUACAAGACGACAAAUGGCAGAUCUUCUGCAUGUGUCUGACUCAUCGGUCAAGCGAAGGCUUAGAUCCUUUGGUUUAAAGCUGAGGCAGACAUACUCGGUGCUGUCAAAUAAUGCAUUAGAUGAUCUUGUACGAGAAGUGACCCAAGGGAACCCGUCCCUUGGUCAGAGAAUGGUUCAAGGCCUGCUGCAGAGCCGAGGACAUAGAGUUCAGAGGCAGAGAGUUGCUGACAGCCUAAUACGAGUUGAUGCCUCAGCAGUGGCUUUGAGAUGGUGUCAUUCCAUAAGACGACGGGUCUACAAGGUUGCAGCACCAAAUUCAUUGUGGCAUAUUGAUGGAAACCACAAGUUAAUCAGAUGGGGCUUUGUCGUCCACGGUGGGAUUGAUGGAUACUCGAGACUGUGUGUCUUCCUGAAAGUAUCCACCAACAACCGUGCAACCACGAUGACGAAAGCCUUCAUAAAUGGUACUAGGCAGUAUGGUGUACCUUCCAGAGUGAGAUCGGAUAAAGGUCUGGAAAACACAGGAGUUGGAGCCUUCAUGAUAUCCUAUCGAGGCCCUGGUCGUGGAUCCUUCAUUACUGGGAAUAGCGUCCACAACCAGAGGAUCGAGCGGCUCUGGAGGGACAUGUAUUCUGCAUGUACCAAUGUGUUCCACCAGCUCUUCCAACAUCUAGAGGAGACGGGUCGCUUGGACCUGAGCUCGGAAGUACACAUGUGGUGCUUACACCUCGUGUAUGUUCCACUCAUUCAGCGGGCCUUAGACCGCUUCCGUGACGGAUGGAACUGCCACAGACUGAGUGAGGAGAGGGGCAGAACACCCACCCAGCUUUAUCUGCAGGGCAUGAUAGAGCAUGCAGGACGUGGUCAUCGAGGGGUUGAUGACAUGUUCUUUGAACCUCAGGAGGAACAACUGAGUGUCUCAGAGGAGGACUAUGGAGUAGAUGAGGAAGCUCCUGUAGCCUCAGCAAAUGACGAUGAGCUACAGGUGUUCUCUGUUACAACACCCAUUGACCAUGAACAAAUGGCAGAACUAACUAAUAGAAUUAGACCCUUGUAUUCAGAGGAUGGUUUGGCUGUUGACUUGUUUGAACAGGCUGUGUCCUUUUGUUCCCAGGCAUUAAACAUAUAAUGACGUAUACUGAACAGUUCUAAGUGGUCAAUGGGUUGUAACAGAGGACACCUCUGGCUUCGUCGUUUUCUAAGUUUCAGUAGCUUCCUCAUCUACUCAGUUGUUGUUCCUGAGGUUCAAAGAACGUCAUCCACCCUCGAUGACCACGUCCCGCAUGCUCUAUCUUGCCCUGCGUGGUUGAACAAGUUGUCAUCCCCCCCCCAGAGGGUUAGGGGAUACAAACUUGCAAUCAUAUUCCCGCUUUCACACCUGUAAGCUAUCAUACACUUAGUGUUUGAUUGAUGUACCUAAUGUAUAUUGUUAUACAUAUGAACACCAGUAUGAAGUUUCCUCAAAGGACUAAUUUGUCGUACUUAUUUAGUAAAAAGUAAAUACAUGUUGAAUUUUAAAGUUUUGUAGCGUUUUAUUGAGGUUUAACUUAACAUAAUUUCUAAAAGAAUUAGUUGUUGUUUUUGCAUGGGAAUGUUUAAUUCCAAUUUGUAUACUCAAUUGAUGUAGAUUGCAGAUAGAAAAAAAAAGAUAACAAACACGAUCCAAAGUGUGACUUACUUAUCUGGUAGACAUUCACAGAUGGAUGUAAAUGAAAAUGCUGAAAAUGUGUUAUCUAUUCUGAUUUUAUCUGAAGAAUCAGGAAUAUUAGUAAACGUUAUGAAUGUAAUGUUUAAUAUUGUCUUCAAUUAACUUUUGAUAUCUGGAAUUUUAUAGCUCCUAGCUUUUGAUGUUUGAAAGUUUUCUGAAUAAAUGAUUUAGUUUUGUUAAGCAAUAUGUAUGUAAACGAGAUUUCAAAUUAUAGAUAUUAACCGUGUUAGCUUGAGUGUAGGACAUUAGCCCUCUUGGACAUUAGCCCCUAGGACAUAAGCCCCUCAGGACGCUAGCCCCAUUAGCCCAUAGGACUUUUUGCCCUUUGUGUGUUAGCCCCUACCCAUUUUUAAAUAUUUCUUAGGUAUUAAAUGUCAUCUUUUUAAAAAUAAAAUGCAAUUAAAAGGUAGAAGAUGCUAAAAAUAUCAGAUUGACAUAUCUUUUAUAAGAUUUUUAGUAACAGAGCACUUAAUUAAUAUGUAUAAAUAAUCAUGUUCUACUGUGAAAUUGUGUUAUUUUAAGAGUGAUUAAAAAUUAAGAAAAAGUUAUUAAAGAUUUUAGCAACUGGAUAAAAAACAAUAGUAUUACAUAAUCUGUACUAUAUGUGUUGCAUCAACUAAUUCAAGUACAUUAUGAGGUUAAUUGGUAUUACAGUUUACUAUUUUAUUAUUGGUGCCGAAUAUCCAAGGUUGAAAGUAUCUAUUGUCUUCCCUGCCAAAUUGAUAGCAGAUGGCUGACUUAUGUAUAAUGUGUGUUCCUUGCGAUACUGUAAAUACAUGCUUUCUAUGUGUUUAUUUGUACUUGAAUUGUUUAUAUUUUUUAUGUUUUCUAUGUGUUUUAUAUGUGUUUCUGCAGAAACUGUAAUAUAUCUGAUGUAUGAUGUAUGUUCCUUGGUAUAAUACAGAAACCAUACGCAGACUAUGUUUGCAUGUUUGUUGGUUACUUUUACAUACAUUUUGUAAUAUGGGAAAAUAAAGUAUGAUAUGAGGCCUUAAUGACGUUUCAAGUGUUAAGUCUAACCAGACUAUGCUAGUGUUUGCUAUCUACAACUGUAAUGUAUUUUAGUGAAAUACGAGCACAUUGCUCGAUGUACAUGCUUUUUGUAUUACGAUAAAUAGAUAUGACAUGUUGCCUUAAGCCCCUUUGUAUUAUUAUAGUUACAAGGCUAUAAUAGAUUUGCUCUGUACAACUAGUAUUUUAGUGACCUAAUUUGAAAUUGUUAAAUGCAGAAUUGAUUCUGAUGUUUAUGCUAAUAUCAUACCAUGUAACCGUUCUAUCAUAUGAAUAAAUAUGACAAAAACAUCCAUAAUGUCUUACUCGUUAAAGCAUAAGGUAUUUUAAGAUCUUACAAUUAAUGUAUUAUAACGUGUCAUUAUAACUCUAGUUUCCACAACAUUUGUCUUUCGGUAAGACAAAUAUACGACAAGUAAAUAUAUAGUGUUAAGUUUAGUCCAGAUGUUAGUGAUAGCAGUUGCCAAUGAUAUAAGUCUGACAUUUUGGUUUCGGUAAGGCAUAUAUAUAUCUAUGGCACUCUUAAUGUUAUUCUAUAGAUGAUAAAAUACCAUCUGUGAUAGAUAUUUAAUUCAUACAAGCUGAAUGAUUAAACUUUAUUAUCUCUUUGUAAUUAAAGAUUUCUCUGCGAUUGGUUGUUUUACUUGUUUUUCGUAAUAGUAAAAUCGAACUAAAUUAUAAACAUAUCCGGUAGAUGCACAUGUGAAGAGGCAGAUGUAAAGAAACCUAUAAUGCAGGAAAAAGUGAUGUUAUAUAGCAUAUUUAUGUUAAUGUGUAUAUAUGAGUACUCUUUUGUCAUUGUUUGUGAAAUCGUCGUGUAUGUUUCGAAUACAGCCUCAAAAGGCUUCUUUAAACAACACGCUAUCAUGGUUAUAUGAUGAUAUUUGAUAGCACGAAACAAAUUAGGAUAAAUAUAUGCUACAUUUUUAAAAGCCAAUUUCUAUGUUUUCUACUUUAUUAAUAGAAUAUCAUCCAGUGAUCGUUACAAGACUAAAGUAAAUAAAGGCAGCCUUACUACCCGAAUUUAUUAAUUAAAAUAAAACUAUUUUAAUUAAAAAUAAAAAAAAAUAAAAAAAUAAAAUAAAAUAAAAAGAUGAGAUGAGAACAUAUUGUAUUAUAGUUGUAUUGUAUUAUAGUUUGUAUUAUUGGCUAAAUGCUUAGAAUACGUUCCAUAAAUAUCUUGCAUGUAUGUUUUUGAAAUAUUGUUCUUAAAGCGAUCUUCUCCAAAUGUUGGAAACAUACAACUGCAACUUUUGUUAAAUUUUUGUAUUCUUGUAUGCACUGUUUGCCAAUACUUGUAUUGUAUAUAUGUCCUCAUGGGCUUAAAUGCCUUAUUGGAUUGAAAUAAACUGUCUUGUCUUGUAUUGGUGUUUGUUGAAAAAUGAUUAUGCAUUUAACAUCAUUAUGCAUUCACACCUUUAUUAAUGGCUGUAUGUGUAAGCACAUGUAAUUACUUAUAAUCU